This is a messenger RNA of Sesamum indicum (sesame), 1659 nucleotides long. RefSeq lists its product as uncharacterized. Lineage: Eukaryota; Viridiplantae; Streptophyta; Magnoliopsida; Lamiales; Pedaliaceae. Gene Ontology annotation, cellular component: mitochondrion. The record is from RefSeq and is a predicted model, not a curated record. Gene Ontology annotation, biological process: mitochondrial mRNA modification; cytidine to uridine editing.
UCAGCAUACAUACAACCCUCUAACACCCAAAAACCCCACAUUUCAAGCAGUGCACCUUCCACACUAUCUCUAGGGUUUAUCAAGAUUUUGACGAUGGCGACGAGAUACCUCGCCCGUUCUCUCUUCACCACCACCAAACAGUCCCUCGCCUCCGUCCUCUCUCACUCCACCGCUUCGUCCGCCGUCCUCCCCAAUUCUUCCUCCUUUCUUUUCCGCCUCCGCCCUCUGGUCGCCGCCGCUUCGGCUUCCUAUUUUCGCCGCCUUGCUCCAGCGUUAUCCACCAGGGGGUUCGCGACUAGACAGACGACGUCGUCCCUUAGUGAUCCCAACCCUAACUGGUCGAACCGUCCCCCCAAGGAGACUAUUUUGCUAGAUGGCUGUGAUUUUGAACACUGGCUUGUGGUUAUGGAGAAGCCGGAGGGUGAUCCCACGAGGGAUGAGAUCAUCGAUAGUUACAUCAAAACCCUAGCCAUGGUCGUCGGGAGCGAGGAAGAAGCAAGAAUGAAAAUUUAUUCGGUCUCUACGCGGCAUUACUAUGCAUUUGGAGCCCUUGUGUCAGAAGAACUUUCUUACAAGUUGAAAGAACUGCCAAGGGUUCGGUGGGUGCUUCCUGAUUCAUAUUUGGAUGUAAAAAAUAAGGACUAUGGAGGAGAACCAUUCAUAAAUGGGCAGGCAGUUCCAUAUGACCCUAAAUAUCAUGAGGAAUGGGUGCGGAACAAUGCUCGGGCAAAUGAGAGGAACAGGCGCAAUGACAGACCUCGCAACUUUGACAGAUCAAGAAAUUUUGAGAGAAGAAGGGAGAUGCAAAUGAAUCAGAACCCUGGACCUAAUGUUGGAGGCCCAGGUCCUAACAUGGGUGGUCAACCAAAUAUGGCUGCUCCACCCCCUAAUGCUCCUAACACUGGAGGAAUGCAGUCCAACAUGGGAGGACAACCAAACUAUGGGGGAGGAGCAUCUCCAAAUAACCCUGGAAACUAUCCGCCAAAUAACAUGAGGGGGCCGCCUAACAAUGCACCAAACUAUCAGUAUGGCCAUGGAAAUAAUAGUGGAGGAGCACCUUAUCAAUCUGGUCCAGGGCCGAAUCAGAAUGGCUUUGCUCCUAGUAUGGUACCUGGUCAAGGACAAAAUCAGAGUGGCUAUGGUCCUAAUAUGGGUGGUGGCUUCCCUCCCAAUAGGGGAUCUGGUCCAGGACAAGCGCCUGGUGGUUUUGCUCCUAAUAUGGGAUAUGGAACUGGGCAGAAUCAGAACUAUGUUCCGAAUAUGGGGCCUGGUCCAAAUCAAAACAACUAUGCUCCAAAUAUGGGACCUGGACAGGGACAAAGUCAGAGUGGUUAUGCUCCGGGAGUGGGUGGUGGAAACCCUUCACAGAGCCAGAAUGUUCCUGGAAGAGAUUUGCCUCCGCAUCAAAAUUAUUGAUACAUGUAUAUUGAGGAUGAGUUCUUAGGAUUCCCGUUACUGUUACUGUUUUAAGUUUCGUAAGUAGAACAAUGCAUGUUGUUUGUUGGUCGCUGGUAUGCGUAUAACUAAAGUCAAUGUGCAAAUGCUUGAUCUUUCAAGUUGAGGUUUCCGUCACUAGAACUUGGUGCUCUGCUCGAAUACCUGGCUUACUGUGUCUACUUUGAAUCUUGCCUAAAAUUGUUACUUGAUUUUUGUUGAUAA